AUGCAUGCAGAAUCCUCCCAAGAAUGGAAGUGCCAGUGUGGCCUUCCCGGUGUUCGUCUUUCCACAAACCCCGGCACAUCGAACAGCCGCGCCUACUACAAGUGUGUCCCAUGCAACCGCUUCCUAGGCUUCUGCCCCUGCACUACACCAGGCGGCAGGACGACCUCAACAUGCCCUUGCAAUGAGCGCCGUGGCUCCUCGUCAAGUCUUGACGAGGUCCCUCGUGGCAUGCCCAUCUUCUCUUCCGACAAGACAAGUUUCAACCCCCACAACCCUGAGCCCGGCUUUGAUGUCGACUGGGAGGCAAAUUGCAGCCCGGGUUUCAUGGUUGCUCGGUUCAAGGCCCUUGGCCCCAACGACUGUUAUUAA
Messenger RNA from Penicillium angulare, 369 nucleotides. RefSeq lists its product as uncharacterized. The transcript has a single exon. Bases 1 to 369 code for a protein of 122 amino acids. The record is from RefSeq and is a predicted model, not a curated record. Lineage: Eukaryota; Fungi; Ascomycota; Eurotiomycetes; Eurotiales; Aspergillaceae.